Messenger RNA from Columba livia (rock pigeon), 2114 nucleotides. RefSeq names its product caspase 8 (gene CASP8). Bases 281 to 1747 code for a protein of 488 amino acids. The transcript is spliced from 8 exons. Lineage: Eukaryota; Metazoa; Chordata; Aves; Columbiformes; Columbidae. The record is from RefSeq and is a predicted model, not a curated record. Gene Ontology annotation, molecular function: cysteine-type endopeptidase activity; protein binding. Gene Ontology annotation, biological process: proteolysis; regulation of apoptotic process.
CUCAUCUGGGUGUUCCUGCUCCAUGGGGGGAUUGCACUGGAUGAGCUUUCCAGGGCCCUUCAACCCCUGACAUCCUGGGAUGCUGUGAACCCCCGGGGCCGCUCGCAGUGCCCGCGGUGCGGCUGAGCGCAGCCUCCCGGCACACGGCGGUUCCAGGUGCGGCGGGAGGGGUGUCGGCUCGCUGCCGCUGGGGAGGCGGCAGAACUACAGUUCCCAGCGGCCCGGGCGCGGGCGGAAGCGGCCUCGGGCCCGCGCUGCUUGGAGCUGCCCCGGCCCGGCCAUGGAGCUGCCCCGGCAGCGGCUGCUGGCGCUCAGCGAGGAGCUGGACGGCGCCGAGCUGGCGGCUCUCAAGUUCCUCAGCCUGGAGCACGUCCCCAUGAGGAAGCUGGAAGGCGUCCGGAGGGCGCAAGACUUGCUGGAGGUGCUGCAGGAGAAGGGGAUGCUGGAGGCGGGGAACCUCUCCUUCCUCAGGGAGCUGCUCUACCGCAUCGGCCGCAUGGACCUGCUGGCCCGGCUGGGCUGCAGCCGCGAGGAGAUGGACAGAGAGCUCCGCAUCCCGGACAGGGCACAGGUGUCGCCGUACCGAUACCUGCUCUUCCAGCUGUCAGAAGACAUCACUAAAGAUGAGCUGAACUCCUUUAAGUUUCUUCUGGGGGAAGAAUUACCAAAAUGCAAGCUGAACCCCAAGACAACAAUGCUCGACCUGUUCAUUGAGAUGGAGAAGAAGCGGAUUUUAGCAGAAGACAACCUGAGUAUCCUGAAGCAUCUCUGUGCAGAAAUUAACGUCAGCUUGUUGAAGAGAAUUGAAGAGUAUGAAUUAAACAUAGUCGGUGAAGAAGCGACCAUCACAGAGGAAGGGAGGUGCAGCACAGGAGACCCAGAAGUGCUGCUUUCUGUGCUGACCCGUGUUUGUCUGUGUUCAGCCCAUGGCAGAUGGCCGGCGUCACCUAUGGCACUGGAUUGUCCUGCCAACUGGAAUGAGCCGUCCCAGCUUGAAGCUUACAAGAUGAGCAGCCGCCCCCGUGGGGUGUGCCUGAUCCUGAAUAACCACAGCUUUGCAAAAGCCAGGGAAGCAGCGCCAGAACUCCGAGACAUGAAGGAUCGGAAUGGCACCCACAUGGACGCAGAGGCUCUGGGAAGAGUCUUCAGCAAGCUGCAUUUUACAGUCGCAGAAUAUAAAGACCUCACUGCCGAAGAAAUCCGUAAGAUUGUGAACUUGUUCCGGUGCGAAGACCACAAGGACAGAGACUGUUUUGUUUGCUGUGUCCUGUCUCAUGGGAAAAAAGGCAUUAUUUACGGAGUCGAUGGGCAGGAGGUGCCGAUCCAGGAGCUCACCACGUCUUUCACUGGACACAAUUGCCCCUCGCUUGCUGGAAAACCCAAAGUCUUUUUCAUUCAGGCCUGCCAAGGCGAUGCUUGCCAGAAAGGUGUGACCAUUGAAACGGAUUCCCUAGAAACAGACGCGAGAUUUCAGCUGGAGUGCAUCCCCGCCGAGGCAGAUUUCCUCCUGGGCAUGGCCACCCUGCAAGAUUACGUGUCCUACAGGAACCCGCGGCAGGGGACCUGGUACAUCCAGGCCUUGUGCCAGCACCUGGAGUCCAGCUGUCCUCGAGGAGAAGAUAUUCUCACCAUCCUGACAGCGGUGAAUCAAGAGGUGAGCCGGAAGAGCGGCAGGCCCAACGCAGAGAAGCAGAUGCCACAGCCCAGUUUCACGCUGAGGAAAAGACUCAUCUUUCCCGUCAACUAAAGGGGAGGGAACCGCGCGGCAACGGGAGCCGCUGGAGCAGAGGUAAAACCUCACGGACCUCAGCGCCUGCUCUUACCGCAGGAGCAAUUGUUUUCUUGACAAUACAGCUGAGGAGUGACAGCCGUGAGAACUCAGCGUUAGUAUCUAUGACACUUUAUACUUGAGAACGUCUCCGAGCUGGUCUCUGAUUUGUGGUUUGCCAGUAAAAAUAUGCUUGGGUUCUCCCUCAGCUGUGCCACGCUGUUCUUGCGUUCGGAAGGUCUCUCUCCAAUGCAAAUUUUAAGAUGAGUAUUGUUAAGCCUUGUAUAUUUUAUGCCUAAGUUUUGCAAAAUAAAGAGGGGCGUGCUGCAAAUUUUAUAGGCUAUAA